Molecule: messenger RNA, 3252 nt
Organism: Lepisosteus oculatus (spotted gar)
Lineage: Eukaryota; Metazoa; Chordata; Actinopteri; Semionotiformes; Lepisosteidae
Gene: ccdc61
Product: coiled-coil domain containing 61
Cellular component (GO): centrosome
Source: RefSeq, a predicted model, not a curated record
ACUCCCGGCUGUUCGCCCGCUCUGUUCAACAGCUGUAACUGACAAAAUAAAUAACAGACGGGAUUUAAAGUCGAUCAAUGGAUCUUGAGGUGAUUUAAAAUGAAUCAGAGUAACACUAAAUAAUUAUAUUAUUCCUUACUUUCCUUAGAUUCUGCUUAUUUUCAGGAAAGAUAACUCUCCUGGAUUUUUUUGCAGCCAUUUGCAACGUAGAAUCCCGUAGUUAUAAACUUCAAAACGUUGAUGCCACUCAUUUUUUAGCUCUGAAAAUCAAAGUUGUUGAGCUCCACUUUACUUUUUUUACUGGUGACUGACACGGAUUUGGAUAAAAGCACAGCCAAUCAGCUUGCCCCCCUGCCUGGUGAGCAGAGCUGUCAUUGGUGCGUGCAGCCAUGGAGGGCGGGCUGAACAUCCAGGCGGAGAUGGACUUCCGGGGAACAGAGGUCUCGGUGUCUGUGGAAGUGGGGGAGGACCUUCUGGUGGUCGAGGUGUCGGAUUUGCUGACCGCUGACCAGUGGAGAGGAGAGUUUCACCCCGCCUAUAUUGAAGAUCUUACCCGUAAGACUGGCAACUUCAAGCAGUUUGCCAUCUUCUGCAGCAUGCUGGAGUCUGCAGUCCGCAAGACCAGCGAGUCCGUGUCCCUGGACCUGCUGACCUACGGUGACCUGGAGCUGCUGCGGAACAGGAAGGCGGGGCUCCUGGGACGGCCGCGGGCCCCGGCCCAGUCGCCGGCCCUCCACUCCAAACGCUACCUCAUCCUCAUCUACUCCGUGGAGUUCGACAGGAUCCACUACCCGCUGCCCCUGCCCUACCUGGGCAAGCCGGACCCCGCGGCGCUCCAGAGGGAGAUCCGUGCGCUGCGGGCGGAGCUGGCAGCACUGGGCACCCGGACGGGCAAGGACGCCCGCGACGCAGAGAUCCGCCGCCUCCGAGCAGAGCUGUCCCAGAUGCGGGAGGAGAAGGAGGUCCUGGCCCGGGCCCUGGAGUGCCUGCAGGCUGGGGGGCCGGCCCCGCGCGACGAGCCGAGGGGGGCGCAGGCGCUGAAGGAGGUGGUCCGCAGCCUGGAGGAGGAGCUGCUGCGCGAGAGAGCCAGGAACCAGCGCUCCGCCAGCAAGAAGAGCCAGGAGCAGCGCCUCCUGCUGGAGAAACUGGAGGAGCUUAAGGCGUCGGAGAGGAACCUGCGCGUGCGAGUUAAGAGCUUGACCAGUGAGCUGGCGAUCGUGAGAAAGGGGAGGGUGACUCCCGUCGGGCCCCGGCGGUCAGGUUCAGAGCUGGGCUCCGGACCGCCCAGGAGAGAGGCGGAGGGGCGGCGCUCGGUGUCCCGGGACAGGAGCCUGGGGAGCUACUCGGGGUCCCGGGAGCGCAGCGUGGGUGUUGGGGAGCGCUCGGGCUCCCGGGACAGAGGGCGGAGGUCAGGCUCAGCUGGUACGCGCCCCUUCGUCCCCAGGCAGUCCCCAUCACCAGCAGGGACCAGAGCCCCCCGCUUCGACCCCACGGCCUACAUCAAAGGCAAGGAGCGCAGGCAGAGGGAGGCCCAGCUGAAGACUCAGAGGAAGGUGCAGCGAGACAUGCUGACCACGCCCACUAGCUCCGAGAGAGGGCGGGCCCGCUCCCGGGAGACUCGCCAUGGCAGUGCCCGAUUGGGUCUGGCUGCCAGGGGGCGGGGCUCCUCUGUGGAGAGCCAGAGGAGCAGGCAGUCUUCAGCCAGCUCAUUGGCUGAUCUGGAGGACCUGGCUAAGCCCCUCCCUUCCAGUGCUGGGAUCCGGAGCAGAAAGAAAACGCAGCCUCCCCUGUGCUCCGUGCCCUGGAACAGCCCCGGCAUGCCCCCCAGAGGAGCCAAGCCAAAGAGGCAGAUGUCCAGCACCCCAACCAGGAGGAGCCGGGUUGCUGACAAAGAGAACUCCUUCGACCCUGGUGCCGAUCUCUCGGAGAUUGACGCCCGACUGCAGGCGCUUCAGGACUACAUGAGGAAUCUGGAAACUGGACACUAGGGCAUUCCUCCCAGAGAGGUCUCCUCACUCCCUGGGAGCUUGUGGUGUUCAGGCUGCUGUUAGCCCCCACCCGGAAAACCGAGCCAACCAGCGUGAGUGAACUGAUCUGUUAGCAUCGGCAGCAAGGACCCUGUGUGGCCCCUGAGUGAUGUUCCAGCUGAGCCACUGCUGGACGUGUGACGGCACAGGUCUGCGGCGCUGAAUCCAGGGCAGGGGACCUGUUUUUGUAUUUGUUGUGACAAAGAUCCGCUUGACUUUUUAAAUAAUUUUUUAAUGACCGGAUGGCUUUUUUAAAUAAUGGAAAAUACUGUGAUCCGCCUCGAAUUGUACCUUGAAUAAUAUUUUAUCCAUGCACAAAAACGGUUUUAUUCCGAAGUUCGCUGAAGCACAUGAUUGAAUCCCACAUGGCGACAGAAGAGUGAGAGACCCUGAAUCUACUGUCAAAUCCAUCUCUGAAAGAACCUGUUGUAUUUGAAUAGAUCUCAUAUGGUUUGGGAUUGCUCUGUCCUAAAUUAAGCCUGUUCUUUAGAAGGGAUUCCAUGCUUUCUGACAGAAGUGUGCUCGAAUGUUUGUAGUAGAAGGGUGCAAGUUGAACAGUACAGUCGACUACUGAGCACUUAAGAUGGCUCUCACUGAAGGAAUAAUUGUAGGUUCCACAAUGCAGCACAGAUUAGCACUAGAACUGGACUCGUUUCUUAAAUGUUUAUCCAGUGAAUUAUUUUAGAAGAUGCCUGGAAUAGAUAGUUGGAGGGACAUUAGGAGUCUUUGUUUAAGAGAACUGCUGAAAUUGGUGUUCCUGGUAAAAAAGAUCUUUCAGGAGGUAUUGGUAUCUUCUAAAAGCGUGCAAGUUUCAUGGCAACAGCUUUACUGUUAGGGAAAUACAGGAUGACGUGUGUUGAUGCCUCAUUUGGAAUCAUUUUUCUAACUCUCAGUAUGCUUGUAUUUCUCCUAUUUCAGGGAAGUGUUUUCUUAUUGUCACUUCUAGUGUUUAAAACACCUGCUCUUCUGCAGCUUCUGUCUUUGAAAGUGGUUUUUAGUGUGAGUGUUUUUAUACUUGAUGCGGUUAUAUGUGCCUGUACCCUGUGUGGUUCUGUAACAGGUGUUUUCUGUAGAGGGAAAAAGUGUUCAAACCAAUGAGUAGUUUUAUAGCAUGUCAUGGUAUAAAGAGGAAUCUGUAUAGUGGAAUCUGCAUGGAAACACUAAACCUCAAAUUUAAAUUUUGUUUGAUAAUUUAUUUCCAAUCAAAUACAAUACCUUCUCAUUA